This is a messenger RNA of Penicillium diatomitis, 3240 nucleotides long. It is a transcript of the gene clcA, whose product is annotated as putative C6 finger domain protein. Gene Ontology annotation, molecular function: DNA-binding transcription factor activity, RNA polymerase II-specific; zinc ion binding. The record is from RefSeq and is a predicted model, not a curated record. Gene Ontology annotation, biological process: regulation of DNA-templated transcription. The transcript is spliced from 5 exons. Lineage: Eukaryota; Fungi; Ascomycota; Eurotiomycetes; Eurotiales; Aspergillaceae. The coding region runs from base 1 to 3240 and encodes 1079 amino acids.
AUGAAUCGGAUACCACCUUCCGAGGGGCCUAUUGCGCCGCCUCCGCAUGGCGUGUACGAAAAUGCAUGGUCUCGCGCGCCAUAUCCACCCGCAUUUGACAGUCACCCCGGCCAUGCGCCAGACCGUCGCCCUUCCAGCGGCCAGAAUAUGCUGCCUGGCCCAGGAUAUCCUCAUGCACCUUUGAAUCGAGAGCUCCCUCAGUUACCCCCCGAUGGACCCUACCGAUCCAACCCCCCGCCGCAUGUGGGCUUUCGACCCUCCAUGAACGGGGCGCCCCAUGAAUCACCACCACAUUCAGCACCACCCGAUUACCGGUCCCGCAUGAGCUUCCAGUCCGAGGCAUCUGGUCCCAGCGAGGCCACUCCAACGUCUGGACCGCCCCCAUCAUCCUAUAUGCCUCCCGGCCCACCUGCUCCCUCGGGAACGCCGGUCUCAUAUGAGGCUGGAUAUUACUCGAAUCCAGCCUUUGGCGCCCGACAGCGCAAGGCCGCUCGUGCUCAACAGGCUUGUGAUCAGUGUCGAUCACGAAAGGCAAAAUGUGACGAAGGAAGACCGGCUUGCAGUCAUUGCAAAGAGAACAGCUUGGUUUGCGUGUAUAAAGAGGUCCCUCCGCAUAAGCAAGAAAAGAGCGCGCAACUGGUGAUGGACCGCAUUUUGGAGCUCGAGGACAAGAUGAUCGAACGAUUCGAAAGCCUGAGCAAGAUCUGGCAAACACAUGAGACAGCCCUCAAGGAGCAACUAAAGCAACGUCAAAUGCUUUCCGAAAUCAUGACCGCGAUUGGAGGCAUUGGCGCCACGCGCUUUUCUCUGGCGUCGGCGCAGCACGUGGCAGCUCUUCCAGCACCACACGUGCCCGUUAUGACCAACGGGGGACCGACACAGGAGACACUAAUGAAGCUGGAGCCAACCUCCACUGAGGCGGUUGAUGAAGUGCCGACCUCAUCCUCGUUCUACUCACAAGGGAGCCUUGAUACCGUACAGCCUCAGCUUGACACUUCCAACUUUGAAGACCAGGUUGAGAACGACAAUGAAGGAGAAUUGUCCAUCCCCGUGGAGCAUACCACAGCAGCCCACAAGCUUCUGAUGUGGCCAACCAUUAAGCGCUUGCUCAAUGCGGACUAUGACGAGGACUACGUGAUGCGAUUGGAGGAACAGCGGGGUCUGAUCAGUGUGUACGGACAAGGAGAAAUCUCAUACACCGCAGAUGACACAGCAUUGCCCACGCCACCGCUACCGGAUGACGAUGGGGGCUAUAGUGAGAAGUUCUCAAAUCCCGAUGGAACCUCCAAGAUCAUGGGCUCCGACUCAUACACGGACGUGGACGCGGAAAUUGAUCGGACCGGAUUGCUGAGACUCGACGGGCAAACGGCUCACCGGUAUCUUCAAAGCUAUCUCAAUCGGAUGCACAAGUUGCAUCCAUUCCUCUGGCAAGAGGAACUGGAGAUGAAGGUGGACGCCUUUAUUCGUUGUUAUUGCCCGCGAACCCCCUCGCCGCCCUCCGACCCCAAUAAUCUAUGCCGCGACAAGAAGCGGAAACGCUCGUAUGACGAUCUGCAAGGAGCGCGAGGCACCUCGGCCGAUCCAAGCUCAGCAUCCGCACGGCCUAGGGUAGGACAAAACAUCGACAAUGCCGUGAUUCUGCUGGUCUUGGCCAUCGGCGCAAUUUGCGAGCACAAGUCUCCUCUCCCAGGACCGAUCAUGGAUCGGCAGGCUGUGGACUAUCGCCAGCAACCCAUCCCUGCUCCGCUCGGACCAUUACCUGCUCGAGCCUCUAUGCCCAACAUCAACGGUCCGCCACAUAUGGUGAACGGUGUCUUGUCCCCGCCCAACUCUGAUUCCAUUGUUCCUCGCAAUUCUGCGUACGCGCCGCACUUUCAAGACACCCACAGCUAUCUUGGAGGGCCGGAGCAAAAGCAAAACCUGUCUCGACGAACCAUCUCCGCCAUCAAGAGUGAGUACGGUCACGUGAAAAACCUCGAAGUGAUCCCUGGAUUGGCCCUGUAUGGUUAUGCCACGACGAUACUGGGGUUGCUCCAAGGAGGUGUUGAGCUGCCACAUGUUCAAGCUGGGCUGCUUGCAGGUCUAUAUGCUGGUCAGCUGGCUCAUCCAUUCCAGAGCCACGGCUGGAUCUGCCAGGCGGCCCGAGCCUGCCAAGUCCUGGUGCGUCAGAAGCGGUAUGAGCGGUUGCCAGAGGGCCGCACUCAAGAUCUCUUCAACUUUGCCUAUUGGACAUGUCUGCAGCUGGAGAGUGAUCUUCUCGCCGAGCUCGAUAUCCCGGCGAGUGGGAUCUCUCGCUCAGAAGGUCGGAUCAAUCUGCCCAAAGGUCGCUUCACGAUUGACAUCCCAGACGACUUGGAGGCACCGAGCACUCGCAUGAUGCUUUUCUACUCGGCUCAGAUCCACCUCCGAAAGGUGCUCAACCGUGUUCAUACCGACCUCUACAAGGUGGAUAAGCAAGGAGAAUCUGGUCGGUGGUCAUCUAGUGUCCAGGAAACUCUCAGUAUGAAUCUGGAACUUUGGCGGAACAGUCUACCAGUUACUAUGAACUGGAAGGACACCGAUCCACCCGCCACUGAUAUCAACGCCGCUCGUAUGCGUGCCAAAUACUACGGCGCCCGCUACAUUAUCCACCGCCCGUUGCUGUACCAUGUUCUGCACUAUGGACAGAAUGGCGCCCGGAUCAGCGCGCUGCCCAAAUCUAUGCCUGCUGUUGAAUCACCCAAAGCAUCUGCGUCGAGUUCACAGGCCCAGCAGAAUUCACCAAUACUGAAUCAAUCAUCCGGUCGAGCGGGAAGUGCCAACAUGCAGCGUAUGCACAGCGAUAUUGGUUCAGCGCCUGGCGGUAGUUUUUCGUGCUCUUCCUCCAAUAAUUGGGUCCCGCCCAAUGUUGGACAUGUACGCGAACUACUUGGCAAGAUGCGACGUGCAUGCAGUGUUUGCAUCGACUCAGCCAUUCUCAGUACCACUGCCUUCGACGGGGUUGAGGAUCGGCUGGUUGUGACGAACAUUUUCGGCACAGCUCACGCUCAAUUCGGCAACAUGCUUGUUCUCUCUGCGACAUACACCUCUGCCCUCUCCGACCUUGUUGACCGCGCUACCCUUGAGCGUCUUCUCAAGCGUACGAUCAAAUUUCUUCUCCGCAGUCAACAUAUUUCGCCCACUUUACGUGCCGAUGCUCGAAUUUUGACCGAAAUUUAUACCAAGAUCUUCCACCAUGAGCCGGACCUUACUACCCAGUAA